AUGGCCACGGACGCAGCAGUCCGAAGCAUGGGUUUUGCGAUGGUGCUGUCCGAGCCCGUCAGGGUUUACGGCGUGCCUAGAUGCAUCACCUUCUUCCUCUUAUGCAACAUCUGCCUGUGCAAAGCUAGGGACAGAGGGGUGCGGAAAUGCAGCUUGAUGAUGGUUCCCUAUAUCGUUCCAGCCGUGGUACUACUGCAGGACAAGGAGGAUUACCGGAAAAGUAACAUGGAAAUUGUGUUGGCACUUCGGUACAUUGAGACCAUCCUAUUCGGCAUUCUUGCAGGUACCUUUGGCCAAACGGCUAGUGGAAACACUCUCACCCUUGAGCUGGGAAUCUACUUCGGCAUGCUGGUGGCACAUGCCCUGUCACUAAUCUUGUUCCAGUGCUUCGUAGAUGAUGAUGGCGAAGUCAGCACGCCACGGCAAUCCAUACAGUCCCAAGCAAAUCCUGGGCCGUUCCAUGCAGAGAAUGCCGGACAGGGAGUGAAAGCAGAAUCCUUCGAGCCAUACGCCGGCAUUAAUUAG
Messenger RNA from Symbiodinium sp. CCMP2456, 525 nucleotides. NCBI's taxonomy places the organism in Eukaryota, Dinophyceae, Suessiales, Symbiodiniaceae. The record is from the annotation of a GenBank genome assembly.